CUUCCCGCCCUCCGGCGUCCCCCGCGGCAGACCCCCAGGCGUCGGCGCUUCGCCGCGGGCCCUCGAGGCGGAGGCCUGUGCCCUGGUCACCGUCUCCCGACUCCCCUUUCUUUCCCGCCGCCGUUAUGAACAUCCGCAAUGCUCGGCCAGACGACCUGGUUAACAUGCAGCACUGCAACCUCCUUUGCCUGCCGGAGAACUACCAGAUGAAGUACUACUUCUACCACGGCCUGUCCUGGCCCCAGCUUUCUUACAUCGCCGAGGACGAGGACGGGAAGGUCGUGGGCUACGUCCUGGCCAAAAUGGAGGAGGACCCAGACGACGUCCCCCAUGGACACAUCACCUCACUGGCCGUGAAGCGUUCACACCGUCGCCUCGGCCUGGCCCAGAAGCUGAUGGACCAGGCCUCCCGGGCCAUGAUCGAGAACUUCAGUGCCAAGUACGUGUCCCUGCACGUCAGGAAGAGUAACCGAGCAGCCUUGCACCUGUAUUCCAACACCCUCCGCUUUCAGGUUAGUGAGGUGGAGCCCAAAUACUAUGCAGACGGGGAAGACGCUUACGCUAUGAAGCGAGAUCUCUCGCAGAUGGCAGAUGAGCUGAGAAGGCAGCUGGAGCUGAAGAAGUGCGGGGGUGUGGUGUUGGGCUCCCGGGGAAACCAGGAAACGCAGGGAAACACGCUUCCUAGCUCCCAAGAGGAUGGUCGGGAGGAGAACCCCGCCGCUGACAGUAGUGGCAGCGACAGCAAGGAGCCCAGCGAGUCCACGGAGGGCACCGAUGUCCAGAACAGCUCAGAAGAUUCAGAUUCCACCUCCUAGAACCUGCUUAAGCAUUGCAGUUCCUCGUGUCUCAGCCACGUCUGCCUUCUGAGCCCUGGCUUAGCCUGUCUGCUCUGCAGCACCUUUUCUGGGGUCAUCUCAGUGACACCAGUGGCUUCUCACUCUCAACAGCAACCUUCCACAUAUCCUACUGGGAUUAUAAAGGAAUGCCUGGAUAGAAGAGCUUCCUGAACAAGAGCCAAGAAAGUUUGAGGCCUGCCAUCACAGAAUCUUCUUUGGCCUACUCACACCAUGCCACCAUUUUACUCCGUAGUAGUCCUGUGUUGGGUGUGGUUGUCUUGCAGUGUUUUCUCCCAGAAUGCUGAACAGGAAAAAGGGCAAACUCCUUAAGCUCCUCUGCUUUCAGUUUCUGACAUUAUUUAUCUGGGUUUUCAUUCUUGAGGCGAUAGAACCAUCAAGUCAGACCUCAUGCCUUCCUUUCUCUCCCUUCUCCUUUUCUAGAAGUAUUCUGUUUUUCUCUUCCUUUCUCUGGGAACUCAUCGACUCUGUCAUACCCUCCCCUUUCUUGAGGAGGUAUUUUCCCUCUCUACCAGUUGGAAAAAGUCACGACUAAGGGGUUCUACUAUGCAAUCAGAACUUGGAGAUUUUAAGAAAAAGGACAACCAGUAAUUAAACUGCAAUAUGUAAUCUC
Molecule: messenger RNA, 1467 nt
Organism: Canis lupus familiaris (dog)
Lineage: Eukaryota; Metazoa; Chordata; Mammalia; Carnivora; Canidae
Gene: NAA11
Product: N-alpha-acetyltransferase 11, NatA catalytic subunit
Exons: 2
Coding region: 126-815 (229 amino acids)
Biological process (GO): N-terminal peptidyl-glutamic acid acetylation
Cellular component (GO): NatA complex
Molecular function (GO): protein-N-terminal-glutamate acetyltransferase activity; protein N-terminal-serine acetyltransferase activity
Source: RefSeq, a predicted model, not a curated record